AUGCCAUUAAGGAGAAAAACUCCGAAAUUUAACGAAUUUGCACCAAACAAGCUCAAACUUUGGAAGAAUCAUAAACACAUCUCACGCCGAAAUCAAGAAUACUAUCACGAACAGCCUUCCAAAAAGCAUAUUCACAUCAUUGUCCAGCUAUCUGGUAAGGCGCGAGAGGCUGCGGAAGAGCGUAGUAGAAUUGUUGACCUAAGCAUGCGCAAAUUCGAGGGUAUCUCUUUCAAAGAUGAAGAAUGCUUCUGGCUCUUGGCAGGGCUUUCAGAUGGGAACUUCUCGACCAGUAUGACUCUAAUACCUAUGGAAAGUUUCGAGGAUAUCAAGAAUUUUUUUGCGAAAGGUAAUGAGCUUUGGUCCGACAGUGGUGAGACCGCAUACUCAAAUGAAGCUUUUGAAAAGCCUUCAUGCAAUCUAUUUUUAAGCAUCGACCAAUUAAUCUCGACUGCAGAUUUUAAUGAAGAGACUUCAAAAAGGAAUUUCGAUGCGAACAUUGUUGAGAACAGUAAAUUUGUUUCAAAGUUCUCAGGUCGAGCAUCUAAAGCUUCGCCAUGGAUGAAGAAAUUCUUCAGUGCAUUUGCGGAAAAGGCCAAAGCGUCUUUUCCCAGCAUAAAGAAAUUCUUUAGUGCAUUGGCGGAAAAGGCCAAAGCGUCUUUUCCCAGCAUAAAGAAAUUCUUUAGUGCAUUGUCGGAAAAGGCCAAAGCAUCUUUUCCCAGCAUGUCAAUACAUAACCAAUCGAAAAAAAUCUUCCAAAAAAAUUGCGGAAUUACCUCGUGCCUAGCAGGUCUUCGCAGCAUUAAGACCGAUGCUUGUCUAAGCCAUAAAUUCCCUUUCAACAAUCCAAAUCAACAAGUGAAAACUCUUUACAAGUUUACAAACGAAUACCACCUGAAAAUUGAGGAACAGAUCAUCGAUGACAUAUUCGCACAAACGAAUGGACACGCUGAUCUCAUAAACUUUUGCGGACGCGCGAUCAUGAAACUUCUGGAAGAGCACCUCCAACGUGGAGUAAUGCAGGCACAUCAGCUAGACAUCAAACUGGAAGCUUUGCAACGCCAACUCUUUAUGAAAGGAGAUUUCCAAGUACAGCACGUUUGA
Molecule: messenger RNA, 1101 nt
Organism: Ambispora gerdemannii
Lineage: Eukaryota; Fungi; Glomeromycota; Glomeromycetes; Archaeosporales; Ambisporaceae
Source: the annotation of a GenBank genome assembly